This is a messenger RNA of Vitrella brassicaformis, 1623 nucleotides long. NCBI's taxonomy places the organism in Eukaryota, Vitrellaceae. The record is from the annotation of a GenBank genome assembly.
GAUUGCAUGGUUUAUUGACAUUACUUACACAUAAGUCUGUCUGUCUGUCAGCCCCGACACACUAUACAGUGACAGACAGACAGGCACCAUUGACAGCGAAGAGGCAAUGGAUCAGGAACAACCACACAAACAAUAUGGCGCAUAUUGCGCUGAUUGUCCGCAAUAGCCUGCCGACAUGCACAUGUCGGCAGAUGGACCGGCCUACCUAGGCACCGCACCCUCCGCACACGCAUCACUUGAGCCCUUAGCUGUACACCAGGCCAUCACACACGCAGACGUACAGAGCGACAGAGAGAGAGUGAGAGAGAGUGCGUGAGAUCCUCAAGACAACACCACAGAGCCACCACUACGGCAGAGAAGUGAAGCUUUACACACCGCACCCCAAACCCUUUAUACUUUGACGCACGCACAUCAUCUGCACAUUCAUCCAAACAUUACACACAUUAGGCAGUGCCCCCUGGCAAGCCCGCUCGCUGGGUGUCGAGCACAGGCGGCUCGGGAUGACCUCCAGACGAGGAAGAUGCCGUCGUCUCCGAUCCGCCAUCAGUCGCCGCCUCUUGGUCGGUCGUCAUCGGCUGCACCUGCACCACGGUCGCUGCGGUGGGCGCUGCGCCCGGCGCGUUUGUCUUGGGGGCGAGGGAGGCUCGAGCCUCCAAGAAGCGGAUCGUCAUGGUGCUGCUCUCGCCGGUAGUGGCCGUAUAUGUGCCGCUAAUGACUGACUGCUGGCGGUUGAGGAAGCGGCCGGUGAAGUCCACAUCUCGUAGGCCCCAAGAGACUUGAUCGCUGUUCGCGUUGGAGAAGCCAUUGACCUCGACGGCUCCGGGGAAGCUGUGGCCCGUCACAGUGCCAUCGUACUCGAAUGUGAGAAGGUAGGCGCAUCCUGUGCCGGUCCCCUGGAAGGUGCCGAUCCACUUGCCAGACGGAGGGGGUGUCGAUGCCGGGAUCGGGUUGACGCGCCUCUCUCGCCUGGUGGCGGGGGACUGUGAAGCGAAGAUUGGAGUGGUCGCUGCGGUGGAUGCGGAGGGCAUCGAUGGUAUGGUGGAGGCAGAGCGGUCGGCCUCGUUGUCCGUGGCAUUGUCGCCACCUGGCGGAAGGCGUCGCGACAUGCACCACGAGGACGGGGUGCAGCACCACACACGCCACGAAAGGGGGACGUAAUGGGGGAUGAUUAGAAUAGCCAACACGAAUAGCAUGAGGAAGACGGAGAGGCCGAUAAUGCCGGCAACCAUGGCGAUAAUCACCCCGUCAACGUCGGUAGAGCCAUCACUGCCGCCAGAGCCGCCGAUGAGAGUGCCGCCACGGGGGAUCCCAGGGGAGUCAGUGUAGCCUCCGCCACGGGGUGGGCUGAAAUCGGGUACCCUGAUACGGAAUCCCAACCGGCGGCCCUCAGCAUCCACCAGAGUGGGGACGGCCGACAAGAGCACCACAGCGGCGAGACGCGCCGACAGCAGAGGACGGCGGCAGACAAUAACGGCCAUUUCUUGCAGCGUCAGAGAAGGUUCCUCUCAGAGAUAACGGACGCAGAUGAGCUCGUUGGAUGGGCAGCCGCCCAAGACAGAGAGGAGAAGCGAGACUGAGACCAGAGAGAGCACAGAGAGAAGCAGGCCGAGUGCGGUUCGAAUG